Molecule: messenger RNA, 2897 nt
Organism: Etheostoma spectabile (orangethroat darter)
Lineage: Eukaryota; Metazoa; Chordata; Actinopteri; Perciformes; Percidae
Gene: lamp1b
Product: lysosomal associated membrane protein 1b
Exons: 6
Coding region: 358-1101 (247 amino acids)
Biological process (GO): establishment of protein localization to organelle
Cellular component (GO): late endosome membrane; lysosomal membrane; plasma membrane
Source: RefSeq, a predicted model, not a curated record
CACGUGACGUUCUGGGUGUUUCUUAAAGCCGCUAUCGUGUGAGCGUGUUGUUGUCAGGCUCUCUGCUGCGGUGAUAAAGUGUUAAAAGGAGAGCUAAAUUAACCACACGGCUAGCAUACACAGAUAACAAGCUUAAUCUUACGACCAAAACGCCUGUGGUUUUUGUUACGAGGAACAGCACUACAAACCAGUGGGCUUCAGUUUUAUUUUGCCCUUGCUGUUGUUAACUUGUUACGCUGACGUUAGCAUAGCUAGCCCAACAUCUGCUAAGCUAGCUAGCUAACUAUCCGCGUCAAGGCUGUUGUUGUGUUGCUGUGAUUUUGCCCUGACAAGACGCCGGAGAGGAACCGGAGGAACAUGAAGCAGAUCGGGGGUUUCCAGUCAUGGUGCCUUGGAGUAACGUUACAGUUAAUUAUCGCUGCCGUCCUGCACCAGGGUUUUGCUACUGUUGCGCCGCCCACAGCUGCACCGUACAAAGACCCUGGCAGACCUGAGAAAGGAAACUACCAGGUCAACGGCACCAACGGUACUGCCUGUUUACUGGCAUCCAUGGGUCUCCAGCUCAAUAUCACCUUCAACUCUGUCUCCCAGAAUAAGACUGUGCAGGAUGUUGUGAACAUUCAGCCCAAUGUGACGAAGUACUCUGGGUCAUGUGACCCAGACAAUGCAACGCUGCAUCUCUCAAUGGAUGCAGAGAAGACCAACCUGAUCUUUUUCUUCACACUGAAUACUACUUCCAAUAAGUACCACCUGAGUGAAGUUUCUCUAUCAGCAGCCUGGCCAGACAUGAAAGAACCCUUCUCAACCCGUAACCGCAGUCUGAACUACCUGCAGGGCACCCUGGGGUACUCAUACUUGUGCCGUGAAGAACAAACUCUGAUUGUGGACCAAUAUUUGUCCAUCAACAUCUUCCAGGUGCAGGUGCAGCCUUUCGGUCUCACCAAAGAUGAGUUUGGAGCAGCUGAGGAAUGCCAGUUGGAUGAAGAUGACAUGUUGAUCCCCAUCAUAGUCGGAGCGGCUUUAGCAGGUCUCGUCCUCAUCGUGCUCUUGGCCUACCUCAUUGGCAGGAAGAGGAGCCAUGCUGGCUACCAGACCAUCUGAGGUCACUUAACACUCCCAGAGGGUGCUGUCCCACCCCUGAGAUUAACCACUGUUUUAUGAGACUUAACACUCUACCCUGUCCCCUUCUAUCUCUCCAUCACUCAUCUUCUCUGUCUGUCUGUCUGUCUGUCUGUGUGUUUUCUUUGCUCUCAUCAGUAACACUAGUCAUUAUCACUUGGUAGAGGUUGAUAUGCUCGUUCUGAACUGACCCUUUUUUUAUAAAAUAGGGGCUUUGUUUGGAGAUUGUGAUGAAAUGAGGAAACCACCUACUGGUACUACGUAAAGCAGGGCAUGGAUGUGGAUCAGAGGGUCCAUGAGAGCUCACAAAUUGUAUUCUAUUUAUGAUUUCUUUAAAAGGAACUUUAAGGGAUUGUGGGAGUUGAGGGAAUUGCUACUGCAGCUUUUCUUGUUUAUCUGCUUUUGGGUGACCAUUUUUAGUGGUCUUGCCCUUAGUGAAAUAUAAUAAGUUAUUAUGAAGGGAAUAGGUCUAGCUCUUUACCUUCAUCCACUUCAGACAGUAAAGAUCUGUUUUUUAUUGCAACUUUUCAUUUAGCCCAAGUAUGCAGAUUUUACUUAUCAUACUAAAAAUACAGUAAACUAAUCCUAAAAAGGAUAUGCGAAGAGUCCCCUUCAUAGUAAAGAUGCAUUAAGGACUUCAUUUUGUUCACUGGGAUUAGUUUUUUUUAUGAUUUCUCUCAUAAAUGUACUCAGUACAUAUUGUAUUGAGGCUUUAAAUGCAGUUGUCAACUUUGUAAGAUCAUUUGCUUUGGCUUUUUCCACUUACUUUAAAGGAAUUAUUCAACAUUUAGGGGAAAAAGCUUAUUGUCUUUUUUUUUGUCAAGAGUCGGAUGAGAAGAUCAAUACCACAGACAUGAGAAUGGUAUCGUCUUUGUAUCUAACUCUAGGCAUGUGAAUUUCAAAAAAUGUCAAACUAUUUCUUUAAAGUGAUUGUUGACACUUUCUUGGUUUCUGCUGUUACAAUGUUCACAUGCAACAGAAGUUGCCUAACCCUUGUGUUGUCUUCUCGUCAACCAUGAAAAAAAAUAGUUUUUUCAACAUUAUUAUCACUUUUUCCCCACAUUAGUGUAACUUUUUCACUUUUUUUUUUAUGCUUUUGGUGUUUUUUUCAACCUUUUUGUGAUACGUUAGGGUUAGGGUACAUUUUUUGUGACAAAAAACAAAAUUAAAUGAAAAUGGGUCAAUUUGACCCGAGGACAGCAUGAGGGUUAAACAAAAAAAAACACUACCGUUGGCUUAUGCGGAUGAAAAAGCUCAAGACAUCACUGUAAGGGUGUAAAAGUGUUACAGUCCACUGGGUGGUUUUGUUCAAGUUUGUUUCUUUAAUUACCACAUGGCUAGGCUGUUACUUUUCUUUUCACUUAAUAUGGGCCCACUUAGGAUUGUUUUUUUCUGAAGGGAAAUAAGUUGCACUAAAUUUCUAACGAAAAGCCCCAUGUAAAGAUUUAAGUGGCCAAAAUGCUCUGGUCAGUGUUCAUCAGUGCCUUCUCAGCUGUAACAUUGAUGGGGUUAAAGUAACGCCAAUACCAUAGAGGUACUCAUUCACUGACACUGUGUGCUGCCAUGUUUGGGACAUUUGUCUCGCACAUAGCCUUCAUGUACUGUUACUACCAUAAAUAUGCAUUUGUUAGAUGUUGUUGAAGAAAAUAUGUUUUUGUAUGUUUUUUUUUUUUUUUGUUCUUCUCCCUCAUCUAAAUAUCCAUGUAGUGAUUUAAUUAGUUUUUAAUGGUUUGUUUGAACUGUUUUCUAAAGGAGUAAAUAAAAUGGAAUGAACGAGA